This is a messenger RNA of Pestalotiopsis fici W106-1, 1125 nucleotides long. RefSeq lists its product as uncharacterized. Gene Ontology annotation, molecular function: protein-L-histidine N-tele-methyltransferase activity. The record is from RefSeq and is a predicted model, not a curated record. The coding region runs from base 1 to 1125 and encodes 374 amino acids. Gene Ontology annotation, biological process: peptidyl-histidine methylation, to form tele-methylhistidine. Lineage: Eukaryota; Fungi; Ascomycota; Sordariomycetes; Amphisphaeriales; Sporocadaceae. The transcript is spliced from 2 exons.
AUGUCUUUUGCCUUUUCUUUUUCAGGGGACGAUAUAGACGAGGCCCAGGUCCAGGCGGACGCCAGCAUCCCGAGCCAGUCAGCCGAGACAACGGCGGCCGCUGUUGCUGCUGCUCCCAGCACCAGCAGCAGUGCAUUUCCAGUUGCUGGUAAGCCACUGCUCCCUGCUGUCCGCCAUGACCUGAAGCACAUGCUCUCGGCGCUCCCCUCCAAGGUCGCCUUUAGCACCUUGGACGUCCAGCUCGACGGAGGCGAUGUAAUCAAGCUGCCGCGCCGCGAGCUAUGGGACGUGCGCCUGCAGCUCAUGGCCGAGGAGGAGGACGGCGGCGAGGCGGAGCCCGGUCUGGGAAGCCAUGAUGUCAAGACCGGAGUCUAUGAAGGCGGCUUCAAAUCCUGGGAGAGCAGCGUCGAUCUCGUCAAGGUUCUGGAAAAGUCGUCGCAAUCGCUCUGGACGUCGCAGGAUGAGGUUCCCUGCGUGAUCGAGCUUGGAUGUGGCACAGCCCUGCCUUCGUUGGCUCUCUUCCAGUGGGCCAUCUCGGCCCGCAGAGCCACAGGCCCUAGACCCUUGUCCAUCAUAUUGGCCGAUUACAACUCUACUGUCCUGCAACUCGUAACUUUGCCCAACUUUGUCCUAUCGUGGGCACUGCAGCAUGCUGCAGACUCGCCCUUGCUCAUGGCCGCCUUUGAGGCAGUCGAGGGGGAGCUGGAGCUCACACCCGAGGUCCUCCAAGCCUUUGAGGAGUUCCUGGCUGCUCAGCAGAUCAGCCUGCAGUUCCUCUCCGGUGGCUGGUCGGACGAGUUUGUCGAGAUCGUCAAGGCAGCGCAAGCAUUGCCGAAUGUCGCAAACCAGAAGCAAAGAAUGGUUGUACUCGGAGCGGAGACCAUUUACUCCCCGUUUGCUCUGCAGGCUUUUACCGAGACCAUCUUUGCCCUCAUGAGGCACUCGCAAUCGACCGGUAGCACGGCAGAAGUCUUUGCUGCCGCCAAGAGACUCUACUUUGGUGUGGGCGGUUCGCUCGAUGAUUUUAUCCUCAAGUCUCGAGAGCUUGGCGCGACGGUUGAGCAGCUCCGGGAGGAGACUGAGGGCGUCCGCAGGGGCGUGGUCAAGUGCUACCUCAAGGCAUGA